AGAGAAGGAAGGUGGGGCAGGGUGAAUGCCAACGAGUCACCGCGUGUCCGUGGCGUGGAGUAGGCGUGUAACCGUGCCGUGCUAUCAGGAUAACGUUUCCUCGUUGCCGGGGGGAAGCUCUCUCGUGUCCUCCUCUGCUCUUCCUCGACGAGAGUGAGGCCGGCCACCGGCGACAGGGCGGCCAUGGCGGCGGCGCUUCUCUCCCCGGCCUCCCCCCUCCCCCGCUCCUCCUCCGCGGCCCACCCCAGGAGCAAGGGCGCGGCUGGUGCAGCAUGGUGCGCUCCGCCGUCCAGGAGGAGGGCGGUCUCGUGCUCGUGCGCGCCCGAUUCGUGGAGCCGCGGGCUGGAGCGGAGGCAGCUCGUGCUGUCCGGCCUCGCCUGCUCCUUUGCAAUCGUCCUCCCGAUUUCAGUAGUAGAAUCGUGUGCUGCUGCUGCCGAGGUGGACGACGACGGCGUGAAGAUGGCCAUGCUGGUAGACGAGACCAACGCCUACUCUUUUCUUUACCCGGUUCAGCUGCCAGGGAAGAAAACCUCCUUCAGAUGGGUAGAGUCGAGGAAAUCGGAGCGAUAUUCCUCUGCGGCGCCACUAUCUCCUGAUGCACGGCAACGCAUCGUAUCGGAGCGCCUUGACAUGAUCAACAAUGCUGUCAUCUCAGUCUCGAUUGGGCCACCAAGUUCACGCUUUCUACCUUCGAAAGACAAGAAAACUUGGGCUGCAAAAGAUGUUGCUGAUUGCGUUCUGUCUGACAAAUCUUCAUUGAAGGUAACGACAAGCCAGCGAAUGGCGGAGAGUUCCGUCCUUGAUGCACACACUACAGAUGUUGAUGGAGAGCCAUACUGGUAUUAUGAAUAUAUUGUUCGGAAAUCACCAACAAAAUCUGAUGGCUUUGUUCACUCCCCUUUCUUUUCACUAGGUUUCCUCUACUCGUUAAAUGCCUCCACUCUCAGCAAGCAGUGGGAAUCUACGAGCUACUUCAGAGGGCAGCGGCAGGAGCCUUCUUCUGAUGAUCCCCGGCCCGGUUACCGGAGGGACAGGGGCGGCCGCAAGCGCCUGACGGCGCAGAAGAGGAAGGAGAUCAAGGAGGCCUUCGAUCUCUUCGACACCGACGGCUCCGGCACCAUCGAUGCAAGGGAGCUCAACGUCGCAAUGAGAGCGCUGGGGUUUGAGAUGACGCCGGAGCAGAUCCAGCAGAUGAUCGCGGAGGUGGACAAGGACGGCAGCGGGACCAUCGACCUGGACGAGUUCAUACACAUGAUGACGGACAAGAUGGGCGAGAGGGACGCCAGGGACGAGCUCCACAAGGCCUUCCGGAUCAUCGACCAGGACGCCAACGGGAAGAUAUCGGAUAUGGACAUCCAGCGGCUGGCCAUCGAGGCCGGCGAGCACUUCACGCUCGACGAGGUCAGAGAGAUGAUCCAGGCCGCCGACGAAAACGGUGACGGCGAGGUCGACAUGGAGGAGUUCAUGAAGAUGAUGAAGCGGACGGGCUUCGGCGCCGGAUUCUAGAGCUGAUGAGCAGAGGACAAGUGCGGGGUGGAAGGAGUGCCAAGCACUGGGCCGACAUAGUUGGUCGAUUGUACUGUACAUGUGCCUACUAGAUCGUGCUGCAUACGUAGUACAUGUAGUUUCGCAUGUUUGCACCUGUGGUAACUGCGCAUGUCUCAAGAAAAAAACAUGUGGUAACUGCGGCUUAGGGUCCAUCAAUUUGUCCUGUGGAAACAUUUUAGUCCAUCAAUUUGAGAAAUGUACUGGGCUAGUCCUCAAACUGGCAAUCGGGUUUCCAAAAUCAUCCUGGCCCAGACAAGUGGUGCUGUUCAUUUGCCAAUAAUAAUAAUAAUACACUUUCUA
Aegilops tauschii subsp. strangulata is the source of this 1848-nucleotide messenger RNA. Its product is annotated as probable calcium-binding protein CML8. Gene Ontology annotation, biological process: photosynthesis. Lineage: Eukaryota; Viridiplantae; Streptophyta; Magnoliopsida; Poales; Poaceae. The record is from RefSeq and is a predicted model, not a curated record. Gene Ontology annotation, cellular component: photosystem II oxygen evolving complex; myosin II complex; photosystem II. Gene Ontology annotation, molecular function: calcium ion binding.